Molecule: messenger RNA, 1473 nt
Organism: Macrobrachium nipponense
Lineage: Eukaryota; Metazoa; Arthropoda; Malacostraca; Decapoda; Palaemonidae
Exons: 2
Coding region: 1-1473 (490 amino acids)
Biological process (GO): DNA integration
Molecular function (GO): nucleic acid binding
Source: RefSeq, a predicted model, not a curated record
AUGGGGUCUCUGCGAAGAGCUCAAGGGUUGUUUGCAUAUUAUGCCAAAUGGAUCCCUCGUUUUUCUGAUAUGAUUCAUCCCUUAGUGAACACAAAAACUUUUCCACUGAGUGAGCCAGCACUAGCUGCUUUUAACUCCUUAAAAAAACAACUUAUGGAUGUUUCACUACGGUCUGUGGAUGAGAGCCUUCCCUUUGUUGUGGAGUGUGAUGCUUCGGAAGUUGCUGUUUCAGCAGUCUUAAACCAGGGUGACCGGCCGGUAGCUUUCAUGUCAAGAACGCUCCAGGGUAGUGAGUUGCAUUAUCCAGCAGUGGAAAAGGAGGCUACCGCUAUUAUUGAAGCUGUUCGCAAGUGGAGCCAUUUCUUAGCAAGACGACAUUUUACUCUGAUUACUGAUCAGCAAUCCGUGAUGUUCAUGUUAAACAGCAGGAAGAGAACUAAAAGAAUAACAAGAUACAAGAGUGGAGAUGACGUGAAAAGAGUGUGUGCUUCCUGUAAAAUCUGUGCACGACAAAAACCGCAAUUCCAUCAUCCAGGAAAAGGAGUCCUCAUAAAGGCCACCCAGCCAAUGGAACGUCUUAGUAUUGAUUUCAAGGGGCCUCUGCCCUCUACCACGAACAACAAGUACAUUCUUACGGUUAUUGACGAGUAUUCACGUUUCCCCUUUGUGUUUCCCUGUCCAAACAUGCAUUCUAAAACAGUGAUCAAAUGUCUUGAAUCUAUCUUUAGCCUUUGUGGAAUGCCUAGUUUUAUUCAUUCAGAUCAAAGGUCCUUCUUUCAUGUCCCAGGAACUGAAAAUGUACCUUUCUCAGAAAGGGGUUGCAACAAGCAAAACAACACUUAUCAUCCGAUGGGGAACGGCCAGGUUGAGAGAUACAAUGGUAUUAUUUGGGAAUCUAUUCUUUUAAUACUUGAAACUCGUAACUUGAAGACUCAACACUGGGAGAUAGUACUUCCUGAGGUUUUGCAUUCAGUUAGGUCGCUCUUAUGUACAGCAACCAAUGAAACCCCUCAUGAACGUUUCUUUAGGUUUCAGCGACGCUCUAGUCUUGGAAAUACAUUACCAUCAUGGCUUUUGACUCCUGGACCCGUACUAUUGCGACGACAUGUUAGGUCUAGCAAACAUGAACCGUUAACUGAUCAGGUUCAACUCAUGAAUGCAAACCCAAUGUAUGCAAAUGUCAAAUAUCCAGACGGAAGAGAAUCAACUGUGUCUACUCGUGACUUAGCUCCAAGUCCUGAGGGUGCAAUGAUUCCUGUACACCAGGUUGAAUCGUUAAGAGAGAUGGAGUCCCCAAAUACACCUGGAGUGCAGGAUGCACAAACUCAUGUUACACCUGAAGUGCAGGAUGCACAAACUCAUGACAGUUCACAAACUAAUGAUAGCCGUGAUUCUCAUGUGCCCAGUGAGCCCACUGAGCUAAGAAGAUCCACUCGUGUGUCAAGACCUCCUGAUCGCUACGGAUGGGAUUAA